This is a messenger RNA of Trematosphaeria pertusa, 291 nucleotides long. RefSeq lists its product as uncharacterized. The transcript is spliced from 2 exons. The coding region runs from base 1 to 291 and encodes 96 amino acids. NCBI's taxonomy places the organism in Eukaryota, Fungi, Ascomycota, Dothideomycetes, Pleosporales, Trematosphaeriaceae. Gene Ontology annotation, cellular component: extracellular region. The record is from RefSeq and is a predicted model, not a curated record.
AUGCAGUUCACCACCAUCCUCGCCUUCGUCGCCGCCGCCGUCGCUGCUCCCGUCCUCGAUGAGCGCCAAACCGCCCUCUGCUCAGGCGCCACCAGCACCCCGCAAUGCUGCGCAACUGAUGUCCUCAACCUCGUUGUCCUGGACUGCGCUACUCCCCCGACGACUCCGACCUCCAUCAACAACUUCAUCGACAUCUGCUCGGCCGAGGGCCAGCAGGCCAAGUGCUGCCUGCUGCCCAUCCUCGGCCAGGACCUCAUCUGCUCCGACGUCAAUCCCCAGCCUGCCACUUAA